Molecule: messenger RNA, 1262 nt
Organism: Megalobrama amblycephala (Wuchang bream)
Lineage: Eukaryota; Metazoa; Chordata; Actinopteri; Cypriniformes; Xenocyprididae
Gene: tmem26b
Product: transmembrane protein 26b
Source: RefSeq, a predicted model, not a curated record
GAAACGUGGGAAGAAAAAAAAAAAGGUAAAAUCUUGAUUCAGACUCAUUAGGAGCUCAGCGUGAAAGCCUCAACUUUGCUCGCAUUAUUAACCAUCCUCAAAGUGUAUUUUGAAAGAAAUCAUGCUUGUCAAAUUUACCUGCGCUGUAGUCACCAGGGCAUUAUUUAUUUUAGUGUCUCUCAUCGGUGUAUGGAGAGUGACAUGGGUGAAAAAUAAUAAUUCGUACUGGCUUCUUACUAUCCUCUAUCUGCCUCUCGUAGCUGAAAUGUUUUUAACUCUGAGAAGAAGAAAAGGGAAGGAUUAUAAAUGGUUUUCUCCAGCAAUAUUGUUUUUCCUCAUCAGUAUUAUACCAACCAUAUGGAUCCUUGAAUUGCACCAUCAGCAAAACAUGUCAGAUGAUACUAAGUGCAAUAAACUGGAUUCAUCUGGAUUCAGAUCCUUUCUUGAUGAAUUAAGAAAUUCUUCCAAUGCAACCGUGAAUCCACAGGACCCUCUGAGAUUAUUGUCAUCGGUUUGUGCCAAUGACUGGAUCUUGGCCCUUCACCAAAUCCUUCUGAUCCUGCUAAUAGUGGGGAAGUGGCUGUUACCAAUCGCUGGAGGGGUCACCAGAGAUGAAAUGUCCCAGUUGUUGCUCAUGUUUGUGGGCACAGCUGCUGAUAUCCUCGAGUUCAUCAGUGAGACGCUGCCUGAUGUGAAGGAGAACAGUCUGCCUUUUGUCUGCAUUAUUCUUGCAGUUUGGACAUGGAGCAUGCUACAGUUUCCUUUGCAUUUCUCAGUGGUGAACACCAAACCUGAGGAUUUUUGUGAAGGCCAGGAUGACUCUAUCCUCUCCAAGUACAGGACAGAUUUAUGGAACAUUGUUGGAUGUCUUUUGCUUCAAGAUGGCCCCUUCUUUAUUGUCCGACUUACAGUUAUGAUGUUUUUUUCUGUCUAUCAUCAAAUGCUGGUCUUCUUUACCAUUAAGAACUUUCUAGUAGUGAUGCUUAAUAUCUACAGGAUGUGGGUUAUUUGCAUAGAUUACAGAUCAUGAGAAGUGUAAAGAGGAUCUGGUUCGGUUAACCAACUGCAGUUAAACAAAUUCAUUGGCAUUAUUUUGAGGAACUGGCACUGUGCCAGUCUGAAUGAAAAGUUUGACUCAGAUAAACAUUUUGACUCAUUAUUAUAGAACAGCUUUUUGCUGUUGAAUUAUCAAUAAUACACGCAUAUACCACAUGUUAUAUUAUUAAUAAAGUUGUCUAAUUAAACACAUUAGAAUAAUUAAA